UUUGUAAUAUGCAGUGAUUUUUCUGUAUUGACUCGUUGAACAUCAGACAUUCAACACCGAAUGACUGUCAAAGACACUUCAUUCUAUUCUGACCCAACAUAAACAAGAGAAGAGAAAGUAUUUAUUUUGGGAAGAGUACAAAACAAAGAUAUGAAGAAGAAAGACGUGGCAACCAGACACGACUAAGCACCAUGAGAGAGAGAGAAGAAUCUUCCCUUCUUCGUUCUUCAUACGGUUGGUUAAACGUGCACCCAUUCCCCCCCUCUCUCUCUCUACAUUCAAAUAAAACCCCCAAUUCUCGAUUCAUCAUCCUCAUCACAAACAUAAUUCCCCUUUUUCUUCCUUCUUCUCCAAUGCCCAUUUCUUUCCUCCACCGCUUCUCUCUCGAUCCCCCGCACUGCCGCACCGCCGCUAAAUGGACUGCCCUAUUAACGCUAACCGCCGCCGUGGCCUCCUUCGCUCCGGAGUUCAUUUUCGCUAAUGCAACGUCGCUCCAUUCCUCCUUCUCCAGAUCCUGUCGGCGUGAUGGCUACAUCAGGAUCCCACUCGACCUUCCCGGCGAUGUUCUGUGCUUGCCGGCGAACAUGGUGAAUCGAUCCAGUUUGGAUUUCUUCGUACCUACGGUUUUUGCGGCUCUCGGAGUUGGCGUUUCGGCUUGUUUCGUUAGAUCCUUGGGAUUGUGGGAAGAAUUUUGAGAUUUCUGGAUAAGCUAAGGAAAAUUGGUAUAGAUAGCAAAAUUUAUGGUGUGGUUUUAAAAAAUGUAGAAAAAAAGAAAAAAAAAAAAAAAAGAAUUGUUAUAUAUAGGUUUGAUAGGAUGUAUAUUGAUGGCAAUUAUUUUACAUAUUUAUGUUUAUUGAUUAAAUAUUAUAUAUACGCUUCAUUUAUUUUUAUGUA
Molecule: messenger RNA, 894 nt
Organism: Cucumis melo (muskmelon)
Lineage: Eukaryota; Viridiplantae; Streptophyta; Magnoliopsida; Cucurbitales; Cucurbitaceae
Exons: 1
Coding region: 192-695 (167 amino acids)
Source: RefSeq, a predicted model, not a curated record